AUGACCUCCUUAGCUGCACCACCCGACAAGCUUUCAACAUAUCUGUCUUUUUAUCGUAGAAGAAUGUUCGAGGUGAAAGCACUUAUGGAGAGCUUGCAACAAACAAUCGAGCAAAAGAAGCAGCGCCUAAACUUCUUGAAGUAUCGUCUUCAACAACUCAAGGCUGGCCAACCGCCACUAAAGCAGCUAGAACCCAUCGAGUCUAUGGUUCUACACCCACGAGGCCGAUCGCUGGCUUUUCUCCCGGUGCCCUGCCCUGCAUCAAUCAAGUGUUAUUCAGUGGGGUAUUUGGGUAUAGCGUAUAACGUGUUUAGAAAACGGUUCGAAUCCCCACGUCAGCCGUUUAUUGCGCACGCAGGCACUGAGCUGACCCGGAUAGUCUUCACUGAUCAAGGCUGGGAGAGACUUCUUCAGCUAUCGGCACUGGGUGUUGGUGGCAUGGAGAGGGCCCAAGGGAGUGCUGGAUCCAGCACGCCAGUCUACCUGCUACUCCACACUCACUUUAAUCGCAACCAUACCUUCCGGUGUUAUAUUAUGCCUCCGCGUCAGACACACAGGGUUGGACUGUUUUCGACUCGAUCUCCCCAUCGGAUAAACCCACUGGGGCUUUCCAUAGUUAAGGUAGAGUCUCUUGAUAGUCAGCUGCGCUGUCUGACUGUCGUGGGAAGUGAUUUGCUCAAUGGCACACCGAUUGUCGCCGUCCAGCUGUACAGACAGGAUAUUCACGAUCAUCCCACAGCCAGAGCAGGGUGGCUAGAUACCGACACCCUGUAUCCCUUGUACUACGACACCCAGACUACCGUUGGUCGCAGGGCACACGAAUCGUUUGUCGCUGAAUGGAAACUGACCCCAAUACCUUCGGAGCUAUGCAAGAAGCUGGACUUUAUACAGAAGACAACGAUAACGGAUGUGUACUCAAUGGUCUCGGCACAUUGCUCGCACCGGCCAAUCCUGUCUCGCACUCACAAGCAGAAGGAGGCAAAUUCUGAUAAUGCAGUCAGCGCGGUACUGGCCAUUUCAUUGUACCGUGUUAGCUACGUUGUCGAUGUGAGCAAACGCCUUGUGACCUUAGUCGACGUUCAGCCAUCUCUCAAGCGAGAACAAGCAGAAGCGCUCAAAGAGUUUGACCCCGAGGCAGAAGAGGUCUCCUCAUUCUUCAAGGAAUUCCCUCCGGAGAAAAGCAAGUAA
Messenger RNA from Giardia duodenalis, 1188 nucleotides. RefSeq lists its product as uncharacterized. The record is from RefSeq and is a predicted model, not a curated record. Bases 1 to 1188 code for a protein of 395 amino acids. NCBI's taxonomy places the organism in Eukaryota, Fornicata, Diplomonadida, Hexamitidae. The transcript has a single exon.